UGUGUUGAGACUCGAGAGUCUCCCUCGAGUGUCUGUUCUCAUGGUCAGGCCCUGACACAUGUGCACUCGAUGACGCCGCAAUGGACUUUCUCUUUGGGCGCAAGACCGGCGGCAAGGGACGACGGCCCGCCAGCCUCAAGCGGCCGUCGCUAUCUGACCCCCCCAACGUCUACUACAGCGCUGCUCCUCCGCCGCCUGCGCUCCCCAACCGCCCCGCGACAUCGACCGGUAGCACCAUAGCGUUGUACUCUCAUAUGCCCGGUGAGAGUCCGUAUACGAACCCCGUUGCCGCAUACACCCAGCAACAGUUCCCUCCCUGGUCGGCCAAUGGGUAUGAUCCGUCAUCAUGGGCGGGAUCAGCUCCAGCUCCAGCUCCAGCCCACUACCAAUGGCCCGUCGGUGAGAGCCAGGAGUAUUACAACAACACGGCUGCAUAUCCUGGGCCCCCACAAGAAGCGCAUCAUGGCAGUGUGCAGAACCUGUCUGCUCAUCCUCACCAGCACCCUGGCACCUGGGCAACAUCCAUGGUCCAUCUUCCUGUUCCAAGUUCCAGCGGCCCGCCUACCUCUCAGCAGAACGACAUGGGUAGCCGCUUUGACGACCUGAUGACGCUGAUAGACCGCGAGGGGUACGCCGGCGAUGAGACGGAUCUGUUUCUCCUGCAGCAACCGCAGCCUUCGCCGGGGAAUCCUGAUUCGGGGACGUCCGAUCGGCCCAGGUCAAGUCGUCGUACCUCCCCUCAUGGCCACGCCCAGAGACCGAACAGCCGCCGCGGCGGGGAGAGGCGCCUCGACACGUCCGACGUCGCCGCCACCGUCCUCUCAGGCACCUACUUCUCCAAGGUUGAUCUCUACGCCAACUCCCGUCUUCCGCUGGAUCUCCCGCCGUUUGCUGUAUACAUGCCGACCUGGCCGCUCCUCUGCCUCGCCGCGCGCCACUCACAGCGCGUCUACUCCAAGCCCCGCGGCCCCGACCGGCUCACCCAUAUCCCAGCCGACUGGCUGUCCGGCACCAAGGCCAUGACCGUCAGCUCCGUGCCCGCAGACCACGCCGGCGCCGUCGUCCUCGCCAUCCGCGGUUCCGCUUCCUUCGCCGACUGGGCCGUCAACCUGCGCGUCGAUCCCGCCCCGCUCGCUGGCUUCCUCGACGACGACGACGACGACUGCGGUGGCAACGCCUGUCACGCCGGUUUCCUCUCCGCCGCGCGCAGCAUGGUCCGGCCCGUGGCUCGCCGCCUGCGCCGCCUCCUCGACGAGGACCCCUGCCGCGCCGCCUACAGCCUCAUCCUCACCGGCCACUCGGCCGGCGGCGCCGUCGCCGCGCUCCUGUACAUGCACAUGAUCGCCCGCUCCGCCAGCGCGCAGAGCGAUCUCACCGCCCUCGCCAGCACGUUCAAGCGCGUCCACUGCGUCACGUUUGGCGCCCCGCCCGUCGCCCUGCUGCCGCUGCGCAAGCCUGACCGUGCCGACCUGCGCAAGAGCCUGUUCCUGAGCUUUGUCAACGAGGGCGACCCCGUCGCGCGUGCCGACAAGGAGUACGUCAAGAGCCUCCUCGAGCUGCUCGCCCGGCCGCCGCCGCCAGGCUUCGCAGCGCCACAGCGAGGAGCGCAGCAGCGAGGCUCUAGUGAAUGGCCAGGCAGCAGAAGGCACGCCAAGGCAGCGUCCUCGGCCGCGGCGGCGCCCCUGUGGCCUGUGCCGCCUGUGACGCUCUGCAAUGCAGGACGUCUCGUCGUGCUGCGCAGCGGCAGCCCGCGCAGCCCGCCGACGGACCGCAAGACGGUCAAAGAACGCCUCGCCGAGGGCGUCGUGGCCGCAAAGUGCACGCCUGAGCAAUUAGGCCGCGUCAUCUGGGGGGAUCCAGUUUGCCACCUCAUGAGUUUGUAUGCAGCGCGAAUUGAGGUUCUGGCCGUUGGUGCGGUCACGGCCAAGCGUCGAUAAUGUGCUUGCAGUCGCUGUUGUUGGCUGAUCGCGGUGAAACGAUUGUUUAUUGGGCAUCGGCGGGCGUCCGAACGCAUGACGAGAAUACGAAGAUACCCAUAGUGUGAAUACAUAAAGUAUUCAGUACCGCUUGAUUUAAAUAUAAUCUUAAGCUGUUUGUGUUACUAACGAUACGUAAGGGUGGCCGAGAACAUUG
This is a messenger RNA of Purpureocillium takamizusanense, 2133 nucleotides long. RefSeq lists its product as uncharacterized. The record is from RefSeq and is a predicted model, not a curated record. The transcript has 2 exons. The coding region runs from base 81 to 1937 and encodes 618 amino acids. NCBI's taxonomy places the organism in Eukaryota, Fungi, Ascomycota, Sordariomycetes, Hypocreales, Ophiocordycipitaceae. Gene Ontology annotation, biological process: lipid metabolic process.